AUGAAGAAAUUUUUUCAUAAAACAAAAGAGGAAAAUGUGGUUUAUGAUAAUGUGCUGGAUGGACUUUAUAAUUUAUACAAAACUUAUAUACUAGAAUUAGAAAAGGAAUAUAUGUAUUAUCAUUUUUAUAAGCCGUUAUUAACUAGUGGAGACUUUUUAUCUAAACCAAUGAUAAUGUUAUUAGGUCAAUAUUCUACUGGAAAAACAACUUUUAUAAAACAUUUAAUUGAAAAAGAAUAUUGUGGUAUGAGAAUAGGUCCAGAACCAACCACUGAUAAAUUUGUAGCAGUUAUGUAUAAUGAGAAAGAACAAUUAAUACCAGGAAAUGCUUUAGUUAGUGAUAUAACAAAACCAUUUUCUCAAUUAGAAAGUUUUGGUAAUAGUUUUUUAUCUAAAUUAGAAUGUUCUAAUACAUCCAGCGAAGUAUUAAAAUCAGUAACGAUAAUUGACACCCCGGGUGUUUUAAGUGGAAUUAAGCAAAUAAGUAGAGGAUAUGAUUUUGAAAAAGUUAUAUAUUGGUUCGCCCAAAGAGUUGAUUUAAUUUUAUUAAUUUUUGAUGCACACAAAUUAGAUAUAUCAGAUGAAUUCAGAAGAUGCAUACAAGCUAUUAAAGGUCAAGAUUCAAAAAUUCGAAUAAUCUUAAACAAAGCUGAUAGCAUAAAUACUCAACAAUUAAUGAGAGUAUAUGGUUCUCUAAUGUGGUCUUUAGGUAUAGUAAUAAAUACUCCAGAAGUAAACAGAGUUUAUAUUGGCUCUUUUUGGGAUAAAAAGUUACUGCAUGAUGAAAAUAGAAGUAUUUUUGAGGAAGAGGCUUCUGAUUUAUAUAAAGAUAUCUCAAAGAUUCCACGAAAUUCUACUAUGAUUAAAUUAAAUGAUUUUGUUAAGAGAUGUAGAACAUUAAAAGUACAUAUUUAUCUUUUAUCUUACUUAAGAAAGAAAUUGCCAUUUUUUCGUAAAGAUGAAAAAAAAAAAAACUUAAUAAAUGAUUUAGAGACAGUUUAUCAAAAUGUUUCUAAAGAUUUUAAUUUACCAAUUGGUGACUUUCCUCCAGUACAAUUUAUGAGAGAAAAACUUUAUGAGAUAGACUGGAUAAAAAUACCAAAAUUAGAUAUAAAAAAAAUAGAAAGAAUAAAUAAAGUGUUAAAUAUUCAUAUACCACAGUUAUUAGAAAUGAUACCAAAAGAAAAUAUAGAAAUAGAUAAAUCAAGAAAUGAAAACCAAGAGGGUACAAUAGUAGAAAAUAAAUUAACUCCAUUUUUAGAAAUGACUUCAGGAGAAAUCCCUUUAUGGGUAAAGCAGAAAUAUUUAUCCAAUCCUAUAGAUACAUCAAAAUAUUCAGAUGAUUUUUAUAGAUUAGGUCCAGAUGAAUUUGGUAAAUUAUCAGGUGAACAAGUCAAACAAGAUUUAAUUAAAAGUAAGUUACCUAGUUCCGUUUUACAUAAAAUAUGGAAUUUAUCGGACUUAACAGAAGAUGGAUAUCUGGAUCUUUUUGAAUAUUCUUUAGCAAGACAUUUCAUAGAAAUGAAAAUUGAUGGUGUUGAUCUACCCACAAAGGUACCUAAAGAGAUUAUACAAUGA
Plasmodium gallinaceum is the source of this 1578-nucleotide messenger RNA. RefSeq names its product EH (Eps15 homology) protein, putative. Gene Ontology annotation, molecular function: GTP binding; protein binding. Lineage: Eukaryota; Apicomplexa; Aconoidasida; Haemosporida; Plasmodiidae. The record is from RefSeq and is a predicted model, not a curated record. The coding region runs from base 1 to 1578 and encodes 525 amino acids. Gene Ontology annotation, biological process: endocytosis; endosomal transport. Gene Ontology annotation, cellular component: plasma membrane; cytoplasm. The transcript has a single exon.